This is a messenger RNA of Pseudoliparis swirei, 5563 nucleotides long. RefSeq names its product brevican core protein-like. The record is from RefSeq and is a predicted model, not a curated record. Gene Ontology annotation, biological process: cell adhesion. Gene Ontology annotation, molecular function: hyaluronic acid binding. The transcript has 14 exons. Bases 123 to 4904 code for a protein of 1593 amino acids. Lineage: Eukaryota; Metazoa; Chordata; Actinopteri; Perciformes; Liparidae.
CAGAGCACCCGGAGCCGCUCUCCUCCCGACGGGACAGUCGCACUGCAGCAAGCCGAGCGGAGCUGAAGGAAAAUACUUUUUUUACAGCCGAGAAGUCAGUCGGACCCGCAUCAGCUGCUGAGAUGCUGCUGAGAAGAAGCCGACAUGUGCAAAUACUUCCACUUCUCAUUGCAGUCUGCCGCCUCUCUCUGGCCUUCCCCAAACCAACUCCAUCAGGAUUUGAUGAUACAUGGCAGCUCCAGGUGAACAUCCCUCACUCAGGACCUGUUUCCGCUUCACUGGGCAGCUCCAUCUCCAUCCCUUGCUUGGUGUCUCUGUCCUCCUCCUCCCCUGCUGCACCGCGGGUCAAGUGGACCGUGGUGUCCGGUGGUGUGGAGACGCAGAUCUUGGUGGCGAGGGGUCAAAGAGUAAAGGUCAACGAGGCAUACCGAGACCGCGCUGCCUGGCUCAACUACACCUCCUCCCCCGAGGAUCUGUCGCUGUGGUUGGGAGAUUUACGCUCCAGUGACUCGGGCCACUAUCGCUGUGAGGUGCAGCAAGGCCUGGAGGACUCCAGCGAUCUCGUACAACUCAAGGUCAAAGGUGUCGUAUUCCACUACAGGGAUGCUUUGGGUCGCUACGUGUUUUCCUUCCAUCAGGCGCAGAGGGCUUGUGAGACCAUCGGGGCACAAAUCACGACUCCUGACCAGCUGCUCGCGGCUUAUUAUGACGGCUACGAGCAGUGUGAUGCGGGCUGGCUGGCAGACCAGUCUGUCAGGUACCCAAUCCAAGUGCCCCGUGAAGGUUGUUAUGGAGACAUGGAUGGCCAACCAGGCGUGAGAAACUACGGGACAAUGGAUCCGGAUGAUCUCUUUGAUGCUUACUGUUAUGUGGAGGAAACUGAGGGGGAGGUGUUUCAUGACUCCAUCCCACAGCAGUUGUCAUUUGAUGAAGCACAGUCACACUGCAGAGCAGCAGGAGCAGAGUUGGCUACAACAGCCCAGCUGUACUUGGCAUGGAGUGAAGGUCUGGAUCAUUGCAGCCCAGGCUGGCUGUCUGAUGGCAGUGUACGCUACCCCAUCAUGACCCCUAGAGAGCGUUGCGGAGGGCCUCAACCAGGCGUCAAAACCCUCUACCGCUUCAGCAACCAAACUGGCUUCCCACAGCCAUCCAGUCUUCAUGACGUGUAUUGCUUCAGACAUGAUACAAAUACUCCCACCGACUCUCCCAUGGACAAUAUGGCCACAGAGCCUGAGGACAUUGGACAAGAUGUUAUUGUUCUUGUGGAAACAGAUGAAGAGCUGCAACUAAACCAACAUGUAGAACAAGUGGAGCUCAAAGCUGAAAGGGUGCUGGAAUCAUUUCCCUUUUUCUCUCCUACGGAUAACCUGGUUGACAUGCACCCAACAGUUGUAUCAGACUCAUCAGCAUCCCAUCUCAACAGCACACCUACAUUGGACCUUCUCCAGGCAUUGAAUGAAACUUCAUCUCCUACACAAAUGAACUCUCAGCAUCCUACAGCGCUGAUGAACUCCACUUUUAGCGCCACAGAAAUCGACAAUUCAACCCAAAACACAUCAUUACUGUCCAGUUUUAACAAUGAGACAGAUUCCAACCACAACUUGAACUUAACCUUUCAACAAUCUGAGCCUGAAAGCACUACAGGGUUUCUCGAAUCAUCAUAUGAACCUCUCACACAUAACCAGACAGUUAUACAGAAUACAUCUGAGGGGCCGAAGGAUGCGCAAGAAAUACAAGAGACCAAUUUGGAUUUUGACAUAUCGCAAGCCAAUUACAGCGAGACAGACAGCAAUCAUACUCAAGAGGAGAGUCUCUGGGAGAUAACCUCGAUGACCCUUGACCCCAUGGUUCAGGUAAAGCAGGAGGAGGAAACAGUAGAAACUCCUGUACAGGUGUUUCUCUCAACUCAGGCCUCAAAACAAGAAGAACGUGUUACACAACCAGCAAAAACUACAAAAUCUACCAUCAUGGAGCUAACCUCAUUGUGGGCCCAUCUGGUUGGGUCUGGAGAUAAUUCUCAAGAGGGUGACCUUGACAUGGAAGCAGUCAGCUUCAUCGACACAUCAGAUUCUUCUACGUCCGGCUUCACCACUCAUGCCUCACUCUCCACUUUGGCGAGCAGAGCUUCAGCUGAGCCCCGGAAAGCACUGCCUGAUUUGACCGUUUCUCCUCGGUCACGCCAUCCUGACAAAGUGGGCUUGGAUAUCUUCUCCACAGCACCACCGUUGUGGGAGUCCUCAAUUUCUAGACAAGAGGGAAGUACAAGCUUAGAAAUUGAAGACACUCUGGAAAGCGAAGAAAAACCGUUGCACCCAACCAAUUCUGACGGCAACCUUGUUUUUGGUGUAGGUUUAGCUACCACUGAGACUCCAGAGGGGUUGAACACCUCUCAGUUGCCUACUGAUUCAUCCACAACACGGUAUCUAACAUCAGGCUACAGAGUGUAUUUGGAUACUAAGACCACUGGGUAUGAAGAGGCAAGUGGAGAUGAACUUGCUACAGUUACUGCAAUCCUUGGAGAAGACAAUACAUUUGCUCCAACCAAUGAAGAGGAUGUUAAGGUUAGCCACAUGUUUGAAGAGGAAAUUACAGUUACCCCAACCCUUAAAGAAAAAAUGACAGUUUCCCCAACUCUUGAAGAGAAAGCUCAAGUUUUCUUUACACGCGAAGAAGACGCAAGCAUUGCCCCAACCUUUGAAGAAGACAUUAAUCUUGCCCCAACCCUUGAAGAAGAAAUUAAUAUUGCCCCAACUCUUGCCAUCGAAGAAGAAACCAAAGUUGCUCCAACAUUUGAAAAAGAAGGUAACGUUUCCCAAGUCCUAAUAGAAGAAGUUAAUGUUGCCCAAACCCUUGAAGAAAACGAUAACGUCACACCAACUGUUGGAGAAGAAGCUAGCAGUGCCUCAAUCCUUAAAGAAGAAUCUAGCAUUGCUCCAAACCUUGAAGGAACAUAUAAUGUUGUACCAAAUGUUGGAGGAGAAGCUAGCAUUGCCCCAAUCCUCGAAGAAGAAGAGCACCUUGCCCCAACCCUUUCCCUUGAAGAAGAAGCUAGCAUUGCCCCAAUCCUCGAAGAAGAAAUGUAUAUUGCCCCAACCUUCGAAGAAGAAACUAGCAUUGCCCCAAUCCUCGAAGAAGAAACAUAUAUUGCCCCAACCUUCGAAGAAGCUAGCAUUGCCCCAAUCCUCGAAGAAGAAACUAGCAUUGCCCCAAUCCUCGAAGAAGAAACGUAUAUUGCCCCAACCUUCGAAGAAGCUAGCAUUGCCCCAAUCCUCAAAGAAGAAAUAUAUAUUGCCCCAACCUUCGAAGAAGCUAGCAUUGCCCCAAUCCUCAAAGAAGAAAUAUAUAUUGCCCCAACCUUCGAAGAAGCUAGCAUUGCCCCAAUCCUCAAAGAAGAAAUAUAUAUUGCCCCAACCCUUUCCCUUGAAGAAGAAGCUAGCAUUGCCCCAAUCCUCGAAGAAGAAACGUAUAUUGCCCCAACCUUCGAAGAAGCUAGCAUUGCCCCAAUCCUCAAAGAAGAAAUAUAUAUUGCCCCAACCCUUUCCCUUGAAGAAGAAGCUAGCAUUGCCCCAAUCCUUGUAGAAAAUGUAAAUGUUGCCCAAACUCUUGGAGAAGAAGACAACGUCACCCCAACCCUCGAAGAAGAAGAAGAGAAUAUCAACCCAAACCUCGAAGAAGAAGACAACGUCACCCCAACCUUUGAGGAGGACUUUACUGUCUUCCCACUCGAUUCCCAAACAUCCAGCUGGGCUCUGCUGACCACCACAACAGGACCUCAAGAGUCUCUGAACAAUCUAGAGUACAGCAUAAAAAACUCCCCUACCACCUCCAACAUAGCUUUAAAGUCCUCCCUGAGUACCAAGCCCACUGCUGCUACCACAAAGACCGCCAUCCGGUCCAACACACACUGGUCCAGACGCAUUUGGAGCCCUACCACCUCAGCACCAGAUGUGUUCCACCAGACGGCUGAGCCCCGGGAGGUGUCAUCCUUCAUACCACCAGUGGGUCAGGGUCGGGUGGAUGUUGAGUUUAGUCGCACCCAGCCGCCCACCCUUCUUAUCUUGCCCAAUGAGAGGGCAGCUGUAGGCGGUACAGGGAAAGCUUCAGAUGCCUGUGUGAACGACCCCUGUCUCAAUGGAGGCACCUGUACUGACCGGCACGGGCAGAUUCAAUGUCUCUGUUUGCCAUCAUAUGGAGGAGACCUCUGUCAGACUGACCUGGAGAGAUGUGAACCCGGCUGGGAUAAGUUCCACGGUUUCUGCUACCGACACUUCGGCCAGCGGCUGAGCUGGGAGGUUGCAGAGCAGCACUGUCGCAUGCUGGGAGCUCAUCUGGUGUCCAUCAUUACCCCAGAGGAACAGAGCUACAUCAACAACAACUACAAAGAAUACCAGUGGACCGGUUUGAAUGAUAAAACCAUUGAGGAUGAUUUCCGCUGGUCUGAUGGAAACCCGAUGAUGUAUGAGAACUGGUACAAAGGGCAGCCAGACAGCUAUUUUCUGUCUGGUGAAGACUGCGUGGUGAUGGUGUGGCACGAUGAAGGACGAUGGAGUGACGUACCCUGCAACUACCACCUUGCAUAUACCUGCAAGAAAGGCACCUCCUCAUGCGGUCCACCGCCCAAGGUCCGAAACGCCUCCAUCUUUGGAAAAGGUCGCCAGAGAUACGAAAUCAAGGCAGUUGUGCGUUAUCACUGCGCCCCGGGUUUCCAGCAGAGAUUCACUCCUCUAAGCAGGUGUCUGUCUGGAGGCAGGUGGGAGAGGCCCCAGGUCCUGUGCAUCCCUGAGGCCGGAGGCCCGACCCAACACCCUGAAGUGACAUCACCGACCAACGGCGAGUCUGCUGCCUUUGAAGACGAGUUUGAAGCCACUAAAGAGACUCCACAGUACUGGGACAUCAAAUUUUAAAAAAGUCUGACGUGCUUUCCUUCCUGGUCUUUCCUCUUACAUUCUGUUGUUUUAACAUGACAUGGUGCCAAGAAUCCGAUGCUUUGACCAAUGAACGCUCAGACAGGACAAUAUGAACCACGACUCAUAUAGAUACCAACUGAAGCUUCCUCUCAGCGAAGAAGCCCAGUGCACUUACAGGCUUUCUUUCCUUCUUAUGGAGUUAAACAUUCCUACUUGUUGAUGUCCUUUAGAAUAUGUUCGGCUGUAUUGUGGUUUAAUGUAGUGCUAACAGAAUGAAAAAGAGGUUAAAGAAGAGAGCUCCAAAUUACUGUCGGCUCCAAGUCUUCAUUCAAAUAGAAAGGUUCUGGUUCUGGUUUUUGUUCUCGAAUCUUUUUUUUAUAAAAAUGGUGCUAAAUGUCUUUAGAAAUCUUUUUCGCCAACAGAAAUGUUUUCCCUGCUUCCUCAAAGAAUCUAACGACUCCAAAGCACAAAGUCAAUUAUAAAGUAGUCAAUACGUAUACUGUACAUAAUUAUAUUCAUUUUCACACCUGUGAUUACUGCUGUCCGCAUUCUCCUCAGAGAAACCUUCUAUUUCCAGCAGUUUUGUUCGUUAGCUUUAUGUUGUAAUAAAGUUUGGUAGAACAGCAAAUAAUAAAUCGUUCUCUUAUUGUACCCUU